AUGGCGGGCUUGUCGCGGCAGGGUAGCGCCAAUAGACAGGUGACCGAUGCUGACAAGCCCCCGCCGCAUAGGACCCGCCGUGUCUCCUUCGACGACGAAUCCACCAACAAAAGCAAAAACAGAAGCAAAAAUGGAAAGGCUAGCGACUUGGAGGCCCCGGAUUUUCGCGACAAGGCCGGGCGAUCGUGUAUGUUUAUGAUUUGUGCAUGGACAUGUAUCAUUAUUUUCACAAUACUCAUAGUCCUCCUCUUUGUUGGAAUAUCAUAUUUGGCAUUCCUCCAAUCAGGAAUGCCAAGCAUAUGCAUUAGGCAACUUAACAUAACGAAAUUACAACUUGACCAUCACGACAAAUUAUCUACAACUGUAUUUUUGCUUUUGAGGAUUUCAAACAAAAACGAGAAGCUUACAUUGUUGUAUAGCCCUCUUGAUGUUCUUGUCAACAGCCAAGGCAUCAAAUUAGGCGAAGAUCGUAUCGAUAAAUUCUCUCAGAAACCUCAAAAUGACACAGAUUACCAUAUAAAGAUGGAAAAUAAGAAUGCUGACGUGGACAGACAUGCCGUCGAAGAAUUAAACUCUGAUAUUCAAGCUAAGGAAGUGAUGUAUGAUAUAUUUGUUGGCGGAAAAAUUGGUUUAAAGUUGGGGGGUUUGGAAAUGGCUAAUGUCCCAUUCUUGGCUUCUUGUCGUCAUAUCAAACAAUCCGAUGUGAAUUUGGGAAAAAGACCUGAGUGUGACGUCCGAAUGUUUGGUUUCAGGUAA
Molecule: messenger RNA, 756 nt
Organism: Arachis stenosperma
Lineage: Eukaryota; Viridiplantae; Streptophyta; Magnoliopsida; Fabales; Fabaceae
Exons: 1
Coding region: 1-756 (251 amino acids)
Cellular component (GO): plasma membrane
Source: RefSeq, a predicted model, not a curated record